Messenger RNA from Perkinsus marinus ATCC 50983, 1034 nucleotides. RefSeq lists its product as hypothetical. The transcript is spliced from 9 exons. NCBI's taxonomy places the organism in Eukaryota, Perkinsozoa, Perkinsida, Perkinsidae. The annotation marks the transcript as partial. The record is from RefSeq and is a predicted model, not a curated record. Gene Ontology annotation, cellular component: membrane; endomembrane system.
CGUGUCACAUGGGUGUCGCCAGUAACCUCAUCGGAGUGGCUUUCGCUGCUUACGUCGGGCAUAUAUGUUACAACUUCUAUUCUCUAUCGGAGAUACCUCUUCUCGAGAAACCGCAGCAAGACGCUCAAUACGGGGUGGAGUCAUUCGUUCCUGAAGGCUAUCGGCUGGAUAUGGACGUGUACCUGUCGAACCAACGAGGGUCGGCUAAAGGCAUCCCAUGGACGUCUAUGGCGAGAGUCGCCACGUUUGAUAACGUUACUUAUGACUGGAGUGAAGAUUCUCAUAGGAAGGAUGUAAAACUGAGCGGAGCGUGGUUGCCAGAUCGAUUUCGGGCAAGGAAUGAAUCUUUAUAUGUGCAUGUGGUGCUCCGAAAGGCUGAUUCCAAGGGCCACCGUAAAGGGAGCAACAUCCUGGGCCACAGGGCGAUGGAGUUGUCAACGUAUAUGGUUCCUCACGAGGAAAGAGAUGGAAGGCACUACCUAUUGCAAGCCUUCACCAAUGGCACUUACGCUCGGGAGAUUCAGAAAGCUCCCGUGCCCGUCGCGAGACUGUCGAUACCGACGAAGAUGGAGGUUGGUCUGAUCGUCGAGACACGCACGAUGGACGCUCGUAAGCUCUAUCAGAAAGGGCUCGCCAACUUGAUCGAUAUGAACUCGAGGAAAAUUCAUUUGCCGAUCUUUAUGAACACGCAUGCAACUCCGAGGGACGAGUUCGAACCUGUGCCUCUUGUGGGAUCGACCGAGCCUCUUCCGGAGUUAACUAUUUCGUUCCACAAAGUUGGCAUGGGGUAUUGGAUGGUGAGCCAGUCGCUGCUGCAUGGCUUUGAACAUAUGGAAGACGUCAUGAAAGUUAACGAAUACGACCUCGAUUCGUUCAAAAUGCUGCUAUCCGGCUCGAGUGGUCCGUGGAGACUUCUGGUUGUCUAUGGCGCGAUACGAAUUGUGUUUUCUGGCUGGAAGCUUGUUAAAAUGACGAGGUCGAAAGACGCGAAGUUGGCCGAACUGGAGGAAAUGCAGGGGAUUACUAACGAUGAG